This is a messenger RNA of Exaiptasia diaphana, 2643 nucleotides long. Its product is annotated as glutamic acid-rich protein. Bases 63 to 2162 code for a protein of 699 amino acids. The transcript has 4 exons. Lineage: Eukaryota; Metazoa; Cnidaria; Anthozoa; Actiniaria; Aiptasiidae. The record is from RefSeq and is a predicted model, not a curated record.
UUCGCCGUGUUGAGACGUUCCUCAACUCUCUGACAGUAUCGCUUGCUGCGGCAUUUCCAAACAUGUCGAUCUUUCAAACUGUCAUMUUUUUGGCAGUUUUAGUGAUACAGGAUGGACACCCUUGGCCUACAAAGCUUCAACAAAGGGAUGUGGAUCUUAUGCUUAACGAGAAUGCUGAGAGCAACAAAGGUGAWUUGCGAGACAAAAAAGACUUCAAUCCAAGUGUAGAACAGGAUUUGGAAGAGUUACUCCAUCAACAGCCAGUAGAGAAACGUUUUUACCUUGAGGAUGAAUUAAAYAAAUUACUUAACCCAGAAAAACGAGAAAACAGCAAAAUAAGCGAAAAAAGAAAUGGUAACGAAGAGAGGAAAGAUGAACAAUUGCGUAAUUUUCUUAUGCAUCCUAUCAGAAAUCACAAAARAGAGGAAAAGCAACUGAAUGAGCUCUCAAAGCCUUUUAAGAAAGAAAUUUCAGAGCAUCCUGCAGCAGAGAAGAAGAAAAAUUUMGACCAUAAAGCAAUUCGUGGUGAGGAGGAAACUUCCUUGGUCAAUCACGACAAAGAAUUGCGAGAGAAGGAUAAUCAUCCACAUUCRCAUGAGCAGAAUCUUCAUCAUCUUCGUUCAUCAAAGGAUGAGAGACAUGAUGYUCGUCCACCAAUUAAAAAGAAAAGCAGCAAAGAUGACUACCAACAACACUAUAAAGAAAUCCUGAGGGAGCUUCAUCCACCACAAGAAGACGAAGAGGAAGAAAGGGAAGUUCAURGUUCGGUUCAAAACGACAAAAAAGAAAAAGAAACGUCUCAAGAGCAUCAACAAAGGAAAAGUAACAAAAGGMAUGAUGAUCACAAAAAUGGAUUGCGAGAGCUCCAUCCCUUUGGAGAAGGCCAACAUUUAGAACGAGAAAUUCAUCCUCCAGGUGGCCACGAAGAAAAAGAUGAUCGAGAGAAUUCUCGCUUGAUUCAAAAGAAAAGUGACAAUCACAAAGAAAUCUUGCGAAAGGUUCAUCMUUCAGAGGAAGGCAAAGAAGAUGAAAAUGUAAGGGGCAACGAAGAAAUGAAAAAGAAGGAACAUAGCUUUCUAUUUUCAGGUCAUAAGAAAUUCGAUGAGGAUGACAUUAAAAGUCAUAAAGAGGAUCACAAGCUUCUUCCACAAAGGGAAACUAACUCGAAACUAACUCACAAGCGUGAGCCUCGAGAGGCCAUGAAGGAUGACUUUUCAGAAAUGAAAAUAGCCAAACGCAAUCUCCAGUCUGAAAAUGAUGAAGAGCAAGAUAGAAAUAUGCUCGAGUCUUCRAUAAYAAAUCAAGAAAAACGCCAACGAUAUUGGACSUCGCMKGAAGAAGACUAUGGCAGAGGCAGUGAGAAACAAAGGAGAACAAAGGAGAUUCUUCCCGGAGAAUUMGAAGAAAUGCCWCAGUUAGACAGUCAAACACCAUUUUACGAGAGAGAUGAAACGGUUAACGAAGACCGUUCUUUAGAUGACGAGGGACUACAAGAUUUCCAGUCCCGAGCUGAGGGAAGWGACCUUCACCGUUCAGUUUUUGAGCGACAGGAAGACAAUGAUCAAGGUCAUGAGAGUGAAAUGGAGGACGACGAACCAGAUGAAGAAGAACGAACAUAUGRUUUACCAAAUGUACAAGAAGAACAACAAGACGAASCAACAACAAAUGAACAAAACGAUAUWGUUGAACCUUCCCAACUCGAACCAAAUACUAUUUACCAAGAYGAAUACGAUGAUAGCGAGGAAGAGUACCAGAAGAAAAGGCGUUUACUGGCUAGUUUAGAGUUAAUGAGUCUUAUGGCCAGAAACAAAGAUGACCCGAGUGAUACAGUACUUGGCAGCCAACCAUUUUUCAAUGAGGAUACAAAUGACGGAACGAAUAUCAAGAGAAUUUCUCCCCCUCUUCAAAUUCAUCGACGUUUUAAAGAUUUUUCAAUGCCGAGACGAAAUGCCGGCAUCGAACCAUUUGUGGAACCAAUGCAACCAUUCAACCAAGACGAAAUGUCCGAAGUUCAUGCCUUCGAAGAUGAAGAAGAUGGCAGUUUUAGCCGAAGAGACAACGCGCAAAAUGCCUAUAAAAUGGAGAGAGUAAAAUCGUUGUGUGAUAGAUGUUGUUCCGUUGAAAGGUGUUGGAUGAUCGACCAAUUACACUGCGAUUGUUAACAUCAAGAUACUUAAUUCUAAAUUCUUUGUUGUUGUUUGCUUGUUGUURUUUGUUUGUAGUUUUGAUUUGAAGGAUUUUUAUACAGGAACAAUGAAGUAAAUGUGAGAAUAACUAUUAUAUUAAAUUAACAGUAAUGUGAAAUAGCAAAUGAUAUUGACUUAGUAGAAUAUUGACUAUAAAAAAUACGGAGAAAAUGCACUAUAGUAAAAUAAUACCAUAAAAGAAAAACCCGUGAAACAAAAUGUAACAGUAAAAAUGUAAUAUUGUGUGAUUCACAUAAAAGAUAAAGACAAGCGUACAAAAUAAAUAAAGAUGAAGUACGCUUAAAUGUAUUUCACGGAUUUAGGGAAACCGCUUUACAAAGAUGUGAAAUGUUUUUCCUAUACAACAGAUAUCGAAUGAUWUUCAUCACCCUCCCUGAAAAAAUAAAARGCAAGUGAUUACUCCGGUCAGUAAUUAAAUAAACUCCAAGACAUUUUA